AUGGCAAGAAUCAACUCUAAAAGGUCAGAGAUGCCUCUCACAUACAUCUUAGAAGUAGAGCUUUUUGAUUGGGUUGAAGCAAUUGCAUGCCCUACUAGCGAUGCCAGGGUGGUGACGAAGUUCUUGCAUAAAAAUAUCUUUACAUGGUUCUGUACAUCAAGAGUAGUCAUCAGCAACGAGGGCUCCCACUUCAUCAACAAAGUUGUAGCAUUACUACUAGCGAAAUACAACAUCAAGCAUAAAGUCUCCACAACAUAUCACCAUCAAUCGAACAGUCAAGCCAAGAUAUCAAAUAGGGAGAUUAAGAGUAUCUUGGAAAAGUUGGAGCUACAGCAUAAGGCGUUUUGGACCUUAAAGAAGCUGAAUCUAGAUUAUGCUGCAGCAGGAGAUCUGCGUCACUUACAAUUGUUAAAACUUGAGGAGUUCAGACGAGAUGCGUAUGAGAACACCAAAAUCUACAAGGAAAUGACCAAGCGUUGGCAUGAUGCUAGAAUCCAACCCAAGCAUUUCGAAAAGGGACAACAAGUCCUCUUGUACAAUUCAAGAUUGAAAUUCUUCCCAGUGAAGCUCAAAUCUAGAUGGUUUGGACAAUUUUUUGUCGCACAUGUGUUUCCCCAUGGAGCUAUCAGAGUACAAGAGGUUGAUUCAGGAAGAGAGUUUAUAGUUAAUAGUCAAAGGAUGAGGCAUUAUUAUGGUGAGGAAGUGGUGAGAGAUGUUCGAGCUCCCCACUUUGCAGCAGACUGA
Momordica charantia (bitter melon) is the source of this 744-nucleotide messenger RNA. NCBI's taxonomy places the organism in Eukaryota, Viridiplantae, Streptophyta, Magnoliopsida, Cucurbitales, Cucurbitaceae. The record is from RefSeq and is a predicted model, not a curated record.